AAAUGUUUGCGGAUCGCAUCCGCCCUUUCCCAUUCGCUGUCCUUUUGUCUUCUUUUUCUUUUUUCGCUCUCUCUCUCUUUUUCUUUUUCUCUGUUCAAUUUACUUUGAAAAGAAGAUUGACAAAUCGACAGCAAUGUCGACGCCGACGCGAGAUUCGAUCGAGAGUUUCAAGAGCAUAACCGGCGCGUCUGAUUCAGUCGCUUUACGAAAAUUAGAGGAGUAUGGAGGCAAUUUAAAUGCAGCUGUUAGUGCACAUUUUCUUGAAUUGGAAAGAAGCAUUACAAACCCGACAUAUGCCGUGCCUUCUCAAAAUAAUUCUGUUGAUAUGAACAAUCAGAAUGGAGUUGGAAUGCGUGGAAUUGUUCCAUUCAUCUCUGCUGUCAGAAGAUUUAGGCCUUCGUUACUGCUUGACGCCAAUUACAGGAGGAAUUUGCUUAACGGGAGUGGUGCUUCUAACUUCAAUCACCAUGUGACAUCUCCUCAUAUGGGAGAGGUGACAGGGGUCCCUGUAGGGUUCAACAGCGGAAAUGAGCAUCCUCUGCAUUCGGGAGUAAGACCAGCCAUCACAGAUUCAACAGGACCACCAUCGUAUUAUGGAGGGGGAAUUUAUGGGAAUGUCUCUAGUGAUGAUCAUCAACAUCCGAAUGAUAUAGAAUGUGAAAUGAUGCAAGCUGCAAUUGAGGCUUCUAAGCGGGAGUUUGAACAGACUCAUAUGAAUGAGCAACAUGGUUCUUCCUAUAAUUCAUCUAGAGCUGGGCUUCAACAGAGCCGACUUCAGCAAGAAGAUGAUGAGCUUGCUCGUGCAAUUUCAUUGUCUUUGAAGACAGCAGAUGAAGAGAAAGCCGUACGUGUCAUGAAGGAUCAUUAUGAGCAAGUGGGAAUAUAUGAUUCAAGUGCAAGGACUCAGGCAACAACCAAUAACAGCUUGAAGGCAGGAAACUCAUCACUUAGACAACUACCAGCGAAUCAUGAUUCCAGCCAUGAUACUCCUCUUAAUCGUGUACGGCACAGUAAAGAUUCCUUUAAUUCUAUAGAGUGGGGAGGUAUUUCAUCAGAAGAACUUGAUCAAGCAAUUAUGCUGGAGACCCAACUUUUUAGCCAGAUUCCUGAAGGUGCUUCAUAUCGUUCUUCCAAUCUAUCCCAUGAGCAAAGUAGUCCAGGUGCAAGUGUUGAUCCUGGUCCACAGGCUCUAUCUCAUCCACAAUCAUUCUCGUUAAUGGAACGGCAUUUAUUGCGGCAACAGCAGGAUGAUGAGUAUCUGGCGUCCCUUUUGGCUGAUAAAGAAAAGGAAAUGAAUUCUCUCAAGAAAGCUGAAAGUCAUAGUUUGAAAGAAGAAAAAUCAUCCAAAAGGAAGCUUGGAGGAAAGGAAUCUGAAAUGUCUGCAAAGGAGACUUCACUUCCACCUGAGCCAGCUGUAAAUGAUGAGGAUGCAGUAACUAUACUUGUUAGGCUGCCAGAUGGCACCUGCCAUGGACGUCGCUUUCUCAAGUCAGACAAGCUCCAGCUUCUUUUUGACUUCAUAGAUAUUAGUAAAGUAGUGAAGCCCGUCACUUACAGACUGGCAAACAGGAAGCUUUGUUUCUGGAGUUCAUAUAGCGUUGCCCAGAUACCCUGACUUCGAGAAAUUUACCUUGUCCUGUUGAAAUUGAUACCGGGGAUUGAACAAGAAAGUUAUCAAGGUGCAGGAGCGGUCCAAUAUUGCUUAACUGCAAAAAGAAUCUUCUCUCUCUCAUGGGGUCCGUCCUCAUGGUCUACAAUUCUUCCAUCCCAUUGCAUAACAUCUAUGAUGUUCUUGAUCUUCACCAAGACAUCCACGUCGUCUCUGAUGAUCACACUGCCUUCUGGUCGUAAAAUCCUAUCCAUUUCUAGAAGUAUAUCCUCCAUUUCACAUCUGUCAUAUAAAACCAAUUAGUGCCUCAUAAUGAUUAAUUAAUGAAAUAAUAAAGUGGGUUUUGACUUUUA
Molecule: messenger RNA, 1962 nt
Organism: Theobroma umbraticum
Lineage: Eukaryota; Viridiplantae; Streptophyta; Magnoliopsida; Malvales; Malvaceae
Source: RefSeq, a predicted model, not a curated record